Molecule: messenger RNA, 3055 nt
Organism: Athene cunicularia (burrowing owl)
Lineage: Eukaryota; Metazoa; Chordata; Aves; Strigiformes; Strigidae
Gene: ENO4
Product: enolase 4
Exons: 13
Coding region: 646-2286 (546 amino acids)
Biological process (GO): glycolytic process
Cellular component (GO): phosphopyruvate hydratase complex
Molecular function (GO): phosphopyruvate hydratase activity; magnesium ion binding
Source: RefSeq, a predicted model, not a curated record
GCUUUCCCCGGCGAGCAGCGGCCUUCCCGGCCCCGCUUCAGGGCCGAGGGGCGGCGGCGGCCGUGUGGCGCUCCCCGGGGCACCCGCCGGACCGGGCCUCACGGUAGCUCCCUCCCGGGUACCCGAGUGGGGCCGGGCUCCCUGCUGCCCUCCGGCGAGCGGGGUGCUGCCUGCCCGCCCCAAGGGUUUGAUAAACCAACAGGUCGAUGCGGGGAGCUCGACGUCUCUGUGACUACAAUUAAGCUUCAAUAAUUCCCGCGAGGCCCGUGAUGGUUUUGUGUUUGGCACCAGUGGGACGUUGACGCUGGGCCAAAUACAUUUCCACAGCAGCCAGCCUGUGUUGGUUGCUUGUCUAAAACAAAGUAUGUUGUCCUAGGAGGGCACAGAUGGAGGUUCCUGCUAAAACUGCUCAGCACGGUGAUGUCUCGGGGCAGCGGCAACAAGAGACUGGGUGCUACUCAGCUGUUGCAGCUGUUCCUGGAAAGCACAUGGGCACCAGUAGAAGUGUCAAAAAAUCAGACCAAUUUUAUCUGUUCCCAGGUGGCAAAGUAUUGUAGAUAGUCUUAAUGAAACCACUAUUAGUGGUGAUACUGGAAUAGCCAACACUACAAUAGUGAGCAGCUCUUGAAAAGAGUAAUUUUGAGUAUGUUCUUCGAUAUAAAAGUGGUUGUGGAAAUGAAACAUUUCUUUACAUCUUACUUCUUUACCCUUUUCCAUCUCCAAGUGGUUUGCGGUCACCAGUGGAAGCAACUAGAACUGGCUAACUACUUUUCUAAAUUUUCAAAAGCUCCAGUAAUAUGCAAAUUAGUUGGAAGAAAAGUUCUUGAUGGAGUUGGUCAGCCAACAUUAGAAGUGGAAAUAUACUGUACAGUAAAGAACUAUGAGAAGAGGAUUUGUUCCACUGUAAUGUCUUCUCAUUCUCAUAUACCUGAAAAUGCUUUACCUGAAACAACUGAAGCUGAUGAGAAAGAAAGAAAUGACUCUGUAAACUCUGCUGUGGAAUGGGUCAACGAAUCACUGAACAUGAUGUUAAGAGGCUUGAAACCUACUGACCAGUGUAAAGUUGAUAAGAUUCUUGGUGAAUACUUUACAAAAAAGGUAGAAGAAAGAAAAGAAGUUCAAAAGCAAGAAGAAGAAGAAGCCAUGCUUGCCCUUACUUCAUGCACUCCAUCAGCAACAUCACUACAUGGGAAAAAAAAAUCAGCAAAACCAGGAAAGAAGGUGGCAGUUGCAGAGAGAGCGAUCCCAUGUGCAGAACCUGCUGAGUCAGUGCUUCAGGGCAGCGUAGCCAUCGGGGGGACGUCACUUGCUGUAGCUAAGGCUGGUGCCACCAUUAGCCAUAUCCCAUUGUAUUUACAUAUUGCACUGCUGAAACGUGAUCAGGAUUCGCCUAAAGAAAUGACUCUCCCACUCCCAAUGGUUACUCUAUUGAACUGUGAAAAAAUUUCACCUGCAAAACUGAGAUUAGUGAAAGAAGUUAUGCUUAUACCACCAGUUCAGCUAUCACUCAAACAGGGCAUAGAAAGAGUUCUGGAUAUUCAGAAAGAAAUGAUGAGACUGUUGCAGCCUCCAGGCGAAGCGCCCUGUUCUCAAGUAGCAGACAGUAAGAAAGGCAGAGCACAUAAUACAGGGAAGAAAGCUCCGCCACGAGCCUUAAAGAGGAUAUCACACUUAGGUUGCCUAAUAACAGGGUGCGAUAAUCUAGAACAACUGCUACUCCUAAUGCAGACAGUUUGCAACAAUAUAGGUCUGGAGCUAGGAACAGACAUGCACCUAGCAAUAAAUUGUGCUGCUCAUGAAUUAAUGGAUUAUGUUAAAGGAAAAUAUGAAAUACUCACUGGAACAUUCAAAAGUCCUGAUGAAAUGGUUGACAUGUAUGUGGAACUGAUUAAUAAAUUCCCUUUUAUUAUGGCAUUAAUAGAUCCCUUAAGAAAAGAGGACAGACAACAAUGGAGUAAUAUAUGUUGUGCUCUUGGUUCCAAAUGUUACCUGAUUGCUGAAGAUGCUGCCACAUAUAUUUCCAAACUUAAAAUUGACCAGAACAUAAAUGUACCAAUGUGCAGUGGUGUUGUCCUAAAAUAUAUUAACCAAACCAAGGUAUCAGACCUCAUAGAACUUACUGGACUUCUGGACGGUCAAAGACAUAUUACCAUAUUAGGAAGUCCAGAUGGAGAAUCUUCUGAUGAUAGCCUUGUGGAUCUGCUUGCAAUGAAUACGAGAACAAAGAUUGGAGGGAGAAUGAUUGAAACUGCACCACAGGAGGGAAGCGAAAUCAAAAGACUAUAAAUAAGCGCUGACAAAAAAAACCUAGGAUAGCACUUGCCACAAUGUAUAUUGUUGUCCUAAUGGAUUAUCUGUUUACUGAAUGUUAAAAUAGACCCCUUCUUGAGGAGUAGCCUACAUUAAGCUUUUUUUCCAGAAUUAAUUGGUUGGAGUCUUGAAGCCCACAGUGCAAAAGGAACAAAACAAAACCCACGCAUAUAACACACGGAAAACCUGCCAAAACGGAAUUUUAGGCCAAAUACCCCACCUCCCUCGAGCCCCUAAACAUACAUUGCUAACAAAACUUCAUUUCACAACCCUCCUUUGUGUGUUAACAUUUCCAGCAAAAUGUGUUUGGAAAGCUGCAAUUGCAUGAGUAAGCACUAAAACCCCAGAAAAAACGAAGUUGACCGAUGCACAUUCAGCCUUAGCCACUUGUAUGCAUCUGCCUGCAUUUCAGGAUCUGCAUCUUUUUUUUACACUAUAUGCUACACUGUUAAAUGCUUAACAGUUCAUUAGAGCCACUUCUCACACGCUCAGGUAUCAAUCAAGACAGAAUGGAGGCAUACAGGCUGAACGGGAGGCAGGGAGACAAGGGGAGGAAGAAAGGAAGGAAAGGGUUUGCAAGAAUUUAUUAUGCCUAAGAAAAAGAAGCAUGAAGGAGAAUUAAGUCAUUUUACCCUCUUGAUUCUAAUAAUUUUCAAUGUUCUAUACAGAGGGUAGCAGCACUUGACAUGCACACUAUAGAGCAAAGUUUUUAUUUUAACAAAAAUUCUGUUGAAAAUAUUCUGAA